Molecule: messenger RNA, 892 nt
Organism: Populus euphratica (Euphrates poplar)
Lineage: Eukaryota; Viridiplantae; Streptophyta; Magnoliopsida; Malpighiales; Salicaceae
Product: Protein Transporter, Pam16
Exons: 6
Coding region: 356-652 (98 amino acids)
Biological process (GO): protein import into mitochondrial matrix
Cellular component (GO): TIM23 mitochondrial import inner membrane translocase complex
Source: RefSeq, a predicted model, not a curated record
AAGAUUUGUUUUUAUCAAGACUUUAAGACCCUGCUUUUUAAUCUCCCUUCAGCAAGAAACCUAACAUCCUCAAACGAGACAACCGGCUUUGUCGCAGCUUCAAAUUUUCUCCUGUUUGUUGAAUUGUUAAAUAAUCUUUUUAGCCUUUCCUGUUCCUGGAAUUGUACAUCUUCUCAACUGAUGCCUGUUGAUAAGCAAGUGAAUGACUUGCUGACAAGAGCCUGGUUCGAGCACCUUAGCUGCUGCUUCCUAGAGUCGCCUAGCCAAGUCCACUAUCUAGUUAUCGAGGAAAGAUGGCCUGCAGCAGUAGGCUGCCAGGCUGCUUGCUAAUUUACUUGUUGUGGGCUCUGGAAUUAUGGUGAGGGCAUUUGCUCAAGCAUACCGUCAGGCACUUGCAAAUGCUUCAAAAUCUGGUGUUGCCCACGAAACAGUGCAGAAUAUUAGAAGAGGAAGUAAAAUAAUGGCUGAACCAGAGGCCAGGCAAGUUCUAGGCAUCACUGAGCAUUCAACAUGGGAGGAGAUCUUGCAGAAAUAUGACAAAUUGUUUGAGAAUAAUGCCAAAAAUGGGAGCUUUUAUCUGCAAUCAAAGGUUCAUAGAGCUAAAGAAUGCCUUGAAGAAGUAUAUCAAAAGAAAGCCGAGGGAAAUUCAUGAAUUAUUUAGACGUUGCCUGAUCUUGGCAUGAUCUUCAAUGUGCUGCUGCACCCCCAUGAAAUUCAUUUUAAUUUCAUAGAAUUAUCUGCUAUGAAGUUUUGUUUUUGACUUCCUUGAGUUGAUCUAGGAUCAAAUAGACAAUGAUCCAAUUUUUCAACUUUAAUUGUAAUCUCACCAGUGCAAUAAAUUUUUAUGGACAUUGUGGUUUCUAUUUAUUGGACAGGAUACUUUCGAUAGCCU